AUGAGCGACUAUGGUCCAUUAGGUAUUACUAACUUUAUUACCCCAUAUGAUUUAUGUAUAUUGAUCCUAGUGCAUGUUCAUUGUUCGCAAGAUAAUGGUAUCGCAGUACCGACAGAAGUAUUUCUUCGACUGAUAUCACCCACGAGGCCUUCGGUAGAAUGGAAUCCCAUGCUCAAGGAUAAUAGUAAUUUGCGGCCCGCAUCUGCUGUUCCAUCUCCUAUCCUUCCUAUACUGGAGCACGUAAUAAGAAUACUCCUGGAUGAUAAGGAUGGCAACAGCAUGGCUUUGACGCUGAUGGGCUAUUUGGAGGCAAUUAAUGGUCUAGACUCGAUUAACAGGUUGAUGAUGGAUUUAGAGAGGAAUUGUUUGGUCAGUAAUUAUAGGUCCAUUAAAAUGCGCACAACGGUAACAAGAAGACAAAUUGCAAAGGCAAGUUUUUUGGGUACAUUUUUAUCAACUUGUUUACGUAAGUAUCAAUUUGGUGAUUUUGAAAUGAGGGAGACGAUCUGGAUAAAUUUACAAAGUUUCAAGACGGUUUUUAAACAGACUGCGCUAUGGCUACAAAUUAAGGACAAUAUUCACAUUGAAAAGGUAAAGAAAUGUCUUCUGGCCAAUGAUGAAACUUCUGUGGAGGAUCAACAGAUGAUGGAAUUCUUCCAGCACUUUGAUGAUUGUAAUGGUGACAAUUCAAAAACAAUGAACGAGGAUAUUCAUGGGAGUUUGAUUUCUAUCCAACAUUUACAAUCAAUAGUUAACUGGCAAAUCGUGAAUUGGUUGGACAAUACGGAGAGUAAUGAUCGAAGUGGUAAAGAAGGUGAUUCUACGUCAUAUAGAGAACCAUAUCAGCUCGUUUCCGAUUUGUUAGAUACACUUUCGUUGAACGAUGCCACAAAAUUUCCAUUGGUUUUCAUCUUAAAAUAUCUGGAAGCUAUUGGGGAGAACAGUUAUCAGACCGCUUUAGACUCGCUACACAAUUAUUUCGAUUACAAAUCUACGGGUAAUUCACAGAACUACUUCCAUAUUUCUUUGCUGUGUCUUGCGACUUUUCACUCAAGCUUUAACGAGUGUGAUGCAGCCAUAAAUUCCUUUGAAGAAGCCACGAGAAUUGCAAGGGAGAAUAAGGACAUGGAAACGUUGAAUUUGAUCAUGAUUUGGAUAGUAAAUUUCAUAGAGGUACAUCCGGAAUAUGCCAAUAGAUUCUACAUUACUGUGGAACAGAUCAUAAAAUAUCUAAAAAAUAGUUCGGACGUAGAAGAUGCCAAUAUUUUCAGUAAUGCUUAUAAGUUUGAGACAUUGUUGCUCAUGGUAAAGGAAUCCAGAACCAUUGAUGUUUCUAAUUCACUCCUAAAAUUUAUGGCUAUGACAUUGCAGAAUGUGCCGUCUCAAAAUAUCGAUCUGUUUCAAAGCCUUGUUGGCUAUGAAAUCGAAUUUUGGAAAGAACUGGGAUAUGUAUCCAUAUCCAAUGUCUAUGAGAAAUUUCUGGUUCAAACAUCCUCUUCCUCAUUAAGAAACCAUGACUGUACUGUUAUUAAUCUUGAAAUAGAAGCAGCUUUCGAAGCACUUGAGAAGGAUGACUUUUCAAAAGUUAAACAAUGCCUCCGGAAAUCAGAAUCACUCAAAUUAGACUAUGACCAGAAGAUAAACUUGAAGUACUUGAGAGUAAAGUACUUGAUUCGAAUAGGUGAUUAUGAUCAAAGUAUGCAAAUGAUUAAUCAAUAUAUCAAAGAAUGCUGUGAGGAUGUAAUGGAUUCAAAUUGGAAAUUCAAGUUUGAAAUGGAAAGUAUAGAAAUUUUACUUUUGAAUAAUGUAGGAAUAAGGGGUUUACCGAAGAUAAUGCAACUGGUUGAUAAAUAUAAAGAGAUAGGAAACCCUUUACGGUGUGUUAUAUUGCUGAUUAAAUUGUGUGAUAUUUUGAUCCAGGUAGGGAGAAAUGCGGAGGCUGAAUGCUUGAUGAACUGCAACUUGCCCACCCUAUUAGAGUUCCCGGUUGUAAGAAAAAAAACAAAUGAACUGUUAAAGUUCUUCAGUAUAGAAGAAGACAAGGACGUUCAGAUGACUUGA
This is a messenger RNA of Saccharomyces kudriavzevii IFO 1802, 2061 nucleotides long. RefSeq names its product anaphase promoting complex subunit 5 (gene APC5). The record is from RefSeq and is a predicted model, not a curated record. NCBI's taxonomy places the organism in Eukaryota, Fungi, Ascomycota, Saccharomycetes, Saccharomycetales, Saccharomycetaceae. Gene Ontology annotation, cellular component: anaphase-promoting complex. The coding region runs from base 1 to 2061 and encodes 686 amino acids. The transcript has a single exon. Gene Ontology annotation, biological process: protein K11-linked ubiquitination; positive regulation of mitotic metaphase/anaphase transition; anaphase-promoting complex-dependent catabolic process.